This is a messenger RNA of Melitaea cinxia (Glanville fritillary), 2862 nucleotides long. RefSeq names its product histone-lysine N-methyltransferase MECOM-like. The coding region runs from base 1 to 2862 and encodes 953 amino acids. The transcript has 8 exons. Gene Ontology annotation, molecular function: DNA-binding transcription factor activity, RNA polymerase II-specific; RNA polymerase II cis-regulatory region sequence-specific DNA binding. NCBI's taxonomy places the organism in Eukaryota, Metazoa, Arthropoda, Insecta, Lepidoptera, Nymphalidae. Gene Ontology annotation, biological process: regulation of DNA-templated transcription. The record is from RefSeq and is a predicted model, not a curated record.
AUGAAGAUGUCCGCGGCAGACAGCCAGGAAUCUGGCAGUCCUCCUCCCAGCCCAACAGACUCUGGAGCUUCAGAAUCAGCGCCCACCCUAGUCCAUAUCAAACAGGAAACUAUGGCUCCAGGCACAGACAUGAAGGAAUAUUAUGGCGCAUUAGAUUUUGCUCUCCCCGACGCGUACUUACCACCGAGCUACGACUACGCAAGAAAUUUUUUAUCAAGGCCAUUAGACUUACCUAAUCAAAGAUUCCUAGAGUCAGCUAAAAGUCCUGAGAGAAAUGACGAUGACUACAAGGAUGAUUUGGAAAAGUUAGAAUUUAAUAUGCCAAAUGAACUAGUGGUUAAGUCUGGUGGUAUAUUUGCACGGGGUCAUAUACCCUGUGGUACUAAAUAUGGACCAUUUAAUGGGAAAUGGGAAACACAACCUUUGGAAAGAAGAUACGCUUGGGAGGUCCUGGGAAAAAAUGGCGUUCGCGGUUGGCUUGAUGGCACCUCUGAGAAAUCGAACUGGCUAAAGUUCGUACGGUCUACCACCUACUCCCACGACGUCAACGUGCAGCAUGUGCUACUCGCUGGUCAAAUCUGGUACAAAGUGACGAGAGACAUCGCCUCUGGACAGGAAUUGUUGCUUGGGCCUCGCACGCCACUGCCUCUACAAGAUGUUCUAGCUGUUGCUGGUCGUGAAGGUUCAAGUGUCAAUUCCUCAAGUUCGCAGCCUGAGGACGAAGAGCGAGAAGACACAGAGCCUCGAUGUUCCUUUUGUGACGCGCCCUUUCCUAAUAUUGACGCGCUCGACCGACACUUGAUUCAAGCCCACGCACAGCCCGCAUCGGCUUUCCAUUGCGAACUCUGUAAUCGGGCGUACAGCUCCCGAGCUCUUCUGCUAAGACAUCGCGCUCUCACCCACACAGACAUUAGAAAAUACCCUUGCGAAAACUGCCCGAAGGUAUUUACCGAUCCUUCCAACCUCCAGCGCCACAUCCGCGCGCAGCACGUCGGCGCGCGCAGCCACGCGUGCCCCGAGUGCGGCAAGACCUUCGCCACCUCCUCCGGGCUCAAGCAGCACACUCACAUCCACUCCAGCGUCAAGCCCUUCCAGUGCAAGGUCUGCUACAAAGCUUACACACAGUUUUCGAACUUGUGCCGUCACAAACGAAUGCAUGUGGCGUGUAGAGCUCUUGUGGAGUGCGGGAAAUGCGGACAAUCGUUUCCAUCAUAUGCUGCUCUAACGAAGCAUAAAAGAUUUUGUGACACUGCAUCCGCAACCAACGUAAAUCUGCGAGGACCACUGCCACCAGGUUUGCCACAGAUACCACCUUUGCCGAACGUUAUGAAUACUCCAAAUAAUACAAAUCCAUUUCCAAUGUAUAGAGGACCAGCAUUGCCUCUUCCUUACAAUACAUUUGCACAUUACCCUGCAUUAUUUUCGGCAGCUGCUGCUGCAGCAUGUCCACCAGAAUUUUUGAGUCCUCUUCUUUUCAAUGUACAAGGAGCAAGAUUAGCAAUGGAACACGAUAUGGCACUUAAUGCAAAUUUGGUGGCUAAACAGCAACAGGAAGGUCGAAUGUCAGUUAAAAGUAUGGAUAGCUCAACUUCUUUAGAUGAAAUAAAGAAGAAUAAAGAUAUUGAUGUAGAAAAUAAUAAGAGAGACAAAGACGUAAAUAGAACUACACCCAAACAACAAAAUAUUUAUGUCAAACAAUCACCGCCAUCAGCCGAAGAAGCUUCUUCUAAACAACGCCCGUCACCAGUUAUGCCAAUGUCAACAUCGAUAGGUCCGUUUAAUUAUUCAAGAGAAGAAAUGAAGCAUAAUUCACCAUUCAACUUGUCUUUAAAACAAAAUGAAAACGAUUUAUUAAGAAACAAAUCAGUCUCACCUGCACGUCCUAGGGAUUUGUCUAAGAAUGUAGCAGAUGACAUCGGAACUAAAUCUGAUGGUGAUGAAGACACAAGGAAGGAACAAAAUGAUCAACCACUGGACUUAUCAGUUACACGCAAGCAUAGCGAUAAAGAUUCAGAUAUGGAAAACGAUGAUCAUUCCUUUCGCAACUCAUCGAUUAAAUCGUAUUCACCACCAGAAAGCCCCAUUGACAGAGAAAAUAAGACCCCUGAAAACGAAUCUACAAAUGUGGAUGUUGAGGCAGUUGAAAUAGAGGACUCCCCGAAACCGCUAGUUUCCCCUCCAUUAGCUUUCCCGAUGCCGGUUCAUCCUCAGCACAACAACAGCCUAAUUGACGCAAUGUAUCGGCCACGUUUUCCUCAGUUUCAUUCCGCUUCGGAUUCAAUCUUAAGCUCUUCACAUUCGCCCUACGUCCCGGGCCCGUUCAAUUUUUUAUCCCCAGUUCUCGGUACUGACGGGUCAGAUAGACAACCGAGUGCCUAUGCGAAGUUUCGCGAACUCAGCAGUGGUUCGGCGAAACUUCGAGAUCGAUACGCUUGCACGUUUUGCGGAAAAGUAUUCCCGAGGAGCGCGAACCUGACGCGGCACCUCCGCACCCACACCGGUGAGCAGCCGUACAAGUGCAAGUACUGCGAGCGGUCCUUCUCGAUAUCGUCGAACCUGCAGCGGCAUGUGAGGAACAUACACAACAAGGAGAGACCGUUUAGGUGUCCGUUGUGUGACAGGUGUUUCGGGCAGCAAACGAACCUCGAUCGGCAUUUGAAGAAGCACGAGGCUGAGGGCGGGGAUUCUCCGAGCUCUGCGGACACGGAGCAGGACGCGAGUUUUGAUGAAAUCCGUUCCUUCAUGGGUAAGGUGACGUGCUCGCCUGGAGCCGGCUCCCCCGCCGCCACCCCCCCGCACCCCACUCAUCCCCCUCACCCCACACACCCACACCGCCCCUCCGCGCUCGCCAUCUCCACAUAG